AUGGAAUCUAACUCAAUGGCAGCUGAUGCAAGUACUUCUGACGUACACGAGCUGCCCAAGGAAAUGAAUGAGAUGAAAAUUCGAGAGGAUAAACCAGAAAACUAUAAAGAUAACACAAAGGAUAUGGAACCAACUGUUGUUACCGGCAAUGGGACUGAAACCGGUCAGAUAAUCGUAACUUCAAUUGGCGGCCGAAAUGGACAGCCGAAGCAGACAAUGUCUUAUAUGGCAGAACGUGUUGUUGGGACAGGUUCUUUCGGAGUUGUAUACCAGGCUAAGUGCCUCGAAACAGGUGAAUCGGUUGCUAUAAAGAAAGUGCUACAGGAUAGAAGGUAUAAAAACAGGGAACUUCAGAUAAUGCGCUUGCUCAACCAUCCUAAUGUUAUUCAGCUCAAGCAUUAUUUCUAUUCAACUACUGAAUCGAACGAGGUUUACCUUAACCUUGUGCUCGAGUAUGUAUCCGAAACUGUUUACCGUACGUCUAGGCAUUACAGUCGAGCAAACCAGUACAUGCCUAUUAUAUAUGUGCAGCUUUAUACUUAUCAGAUAUGCCGUGCUUUGAGUUAUAUGCAUAGAGUCAUUGGUGUAUGCCAUCGGGACAUUAAACCCCAGAAUCUUUUGGUUAAUCCUCACACACAUCAGCUUAAGCUUUGUGAUUUGGGAAGUGCAAAGAUGCUGGUACCUGGUGAACCAAAUAUCUCGUACAUUUGCUCUCGUUAUUACAGGGCUCCCGAACUAAUAUUUGGGGCCACAGAGUACACAACUGCAAUUGAUAUGUGGUCGGCUGGUUGUGUUAUGGCCGAGUUACUUCUUGGGCAUCCUCUAUUUCCUGGGGAAAGCAGUGUUGAUCAGCUAGUCGAAAUAAUUAAGGUUUUGGGUACACCGACAAGAGAGGAAAUCAAGUGCAUGAAUCCAAAUUACAGUGAAUUCAAGUUCCCUCAGAUUAAAGCCCACCCUUGGCACAAGGUAUUUCAUAAGAGAAUACCACCCGAAGCAGUGGAUUUAGUCUCAAGGCUACUCCAGUAUUCGCCUACACUAAGAUUUACUGCAUUGGAGGCUUGUGCGCACCCCUUCUUUGACGACUUGAGAGAAUCGAACGCGUGCUUGCCUAAUGGGCGACCAUUACCGCCCCUUUUCAAUUUUACUGCCGAAGAACUGGCUGGUGCACCUUCCGAGCUUCUAAAACGACUAAUUCCAGACCAUUGCAAGCAGUGA
This is a messenger RNA of Striga hermonthica, 1215 nucleotides long. The record is from the annotation of a GenBank genome assembly. Lineage: Eukaryota; Viridiplantae; Streptophyta; Magnoliopsida; Lamiales; Orobanchaceae.